ACGAAACGACGCACGAGAACACGGGUAACACUGAGCAACAAAAGUGGUAAAUUUUGUGAAACCAAAGUUUGCGAACGGGAGUCCGUUUACCUCAUCAGUUACCUGGACUGGAGUGUCAAGCCCUGUACUAAUUUUUAUGAUUUUGUCUGUGGGCACUGGAAGAAUUUACAUCCCGAAAUUGGUUCUUCAAUAGACACAUUAUUAGUUCGAAGAGUUGAAGAAGAUAUCUACCAGGCUUUUACAAAUGAAGAGAAGCCCAAGAGCCAGAUGCUCAAGACCGAGGCACUCAUUAACACCUGUGUUAACAAACCUUUCUCGGAAGACCACACGUCGACACUCCUUGACUUCAUGGGUGACCUGGGGCUCCGAGGAUGGCCCUUUCAGAAGGACACAAAGACAUUGGCAGACGUCUGGAGAGCGGCAAGUUCACUUCUUCGACAACUGGGACUCGCCACGCUUGUCUCUGUGAGUGUUGACGCCGACCCUGACUCAGACGAUAAGUACAUCAUAUCGCUGGGCGAACCAAGCCUCCUGAUUGGUCAAUACGGCACUAAAAACAGUCAGCUGCCAGAGUGGUACAGCAUGGCCAUUUCGACGUGUUUUAAAAUUUUCACAAGUGGAAAAUACGUUGAGAUUGCCAAGAAGGUUCGAGAUUUUGCCUCUAGACUUGCCGAGAUAUCGGUGAACCGAGGAAACGAGAUCUUCAGUGCUAACAAGUUCACAGUGGUGCAGCUAAAACAUCACAGCAACAUGAUUCAGUUACUUACUCUUCUGUUCAACAAUAUUACGGUUGUGCACAGUAAACUGAAUGUCCUCGUCAAAUCGGAGGUUUACCUGAAGGAGCUCAGGAGUGUGUUGCACGUCAGUAAGGGCGCCGAUAUGCUAAAUUACUUGGGUUUCCGAGCACUGCUUCACAUCUCGCCACUGCUUCCAGAUCAAGCCGUCCAACUUGCAGCUAUUCAAAUGAAGGAAAUCACUGGAAUCCACCGUUCCCAAUGGCCGCGAUGGCGCCGUUGCCUACGAAUGUUUGAACGGGUGGCUCCGACAGUGUUCCUGAUGACUUAUGCCCAAACACACCGGAGACUCGCUAACAAGGACAAGGUAUGGUUAUUACUGAACGAGAUUCAAGCCAGCUUCGUUUUAAACAUUAACACCGCUCCAUGGAUGAGCAUUGAGGAUAAGGUAAUGCUGAAAGACAAACUGUCCAGGUUAAAGCUUGAGGUUUUCCAUAAGUUUUGGGCGAGGUCUAAUCGCAAGCGUUCCGCGGUUGAAUUCAUACCCGACUUCGAAUCAGGGAGCAUCAUCAACAUGUACAAGUCAUUAGCGAAGCAGCUGAUGACGAGAAAGCUUUCCAAAAUAAAAUUGCGCAGGUCUUACGAAGAAACGGAAUGGAAAGGGUCUGUCUUCGAUACCGAUCCGGUGUUCGAUCAGGAGUCUGACAGCAUCUUCAUUCCGAUGGCCAUGUUUGACCCGUCAUACAUGAUUGACAGCGAGUCUAUGCUGCUUCAAGUGCCGCGCGUUGCGACAAAGAUAAUCGGAGUUCUCUUCAAGGGAAUUCAUCAUCACAACAUCCCGUCUGACAAAGUCAAGUGGUCGCUCGACACUGAACUGGGCUACCACGACGUACUGAAGUGCCUCCAGAAGCACUACGGAAACACUAAAAAUAACGAGAAACUUAGAACGCAGAUCACUGCUGAGCUCAGCAUACUGGACAGCAUGGCCAUUCUGCCUGCUUUUAAGCUAUUCCUGAAAAAGGUGAACAAGGUGAACAUUGAAGACUACGGACUGCUCACGGGUCUAAACAUCACGGUCAAGCAGCUCUUUUUUAUUCUGUAUGCAAAAGGCCUUUGCGAGACGAUGGACUCGAAAAGAGAAAAAGAGGUAAUGGAUGAAUCUGCUUUCAAUAUCGGCAGCUUGCGCGUCAACGUACCGCUUCAAAAUUCGUUCAGGUUCCCGACUUUCUGGGAUUGCUCGAGUGAUUCGCUAAUGAAUCCGCACCAAAAGUGCACGAUAUGGACGUCGUGA
This is a messenger RNA of Ixodes scapularis (black-legged tick), 2025 nucleotides long. RefSeq names its product neprilysin-like. Gene Ontology annotation, biological process: protein processing. Gene Ontology annotation, cellular component: plasma membrane. Gene Ontology annotation, molecular function: metalloendopeptidase activity. The record is from RefSeq and is a predicted model, not a curated record. Lineage: Eukaryota; Metazoa; Arthropoda; Arachnida; Ixodida; Ixodidae. The transcript has a single exon. The coding region runs from base 268 to 2025 and encodes 585 amino acids.